Molecule: messenger RNA, 669 nt
Organism: Penicillium macrosclerotiorum
Lineage: Eukaryota; Fungi; Ascomycota; Eurotiomycetes; Eurotiales; Aspergillaceae
Product: PITH domain-containing protein
Exons: 3
Coding region: 1-669 (222 amino acids)
Cellular component (GO): nucleus
Source: RefSeq, a predicted model, not a curated record
AUGUCUGGGCACCAUCAUCACCAUGGUGAUGGCGGCCACUGCCAUGAUGAGCAUGAUCACUCGAACGACAUCACUCCGGCCAUUCAGUCGCUGCUCUACUCACAAAUUGACUUCGAUUCGAUCACUACUCUAAAUGAGGCUACUCCCAAGGGUGGUGCGGCCAUUGUCAGAAAGACGUGGGCCGAACGACUGAACGACCAGCCCGAACUCGAGAGCGACGCGGAUGAGCAGCUACUCAUGUACAUCCCAUUCACUGGCCAAGUUAAACUUCAUGCGCUUUUAUUCUACACUGCACCUACUUCCUCCGCCCCGAAAACCCUCAAGCUGUUCAAGAACCGUGACGACAUCGAUUUCUCAACUGCCUCCGAGCUUUCCCCUACCCAGACUAUUGAAGUCCCACAGCCCGUAGUCGGAGCUGAUGUCUUCGAGCUGCCGCUAAACCGGGCCCAUUGGAAUGCCACUACCUCAAUAACCAUCUUUGUGGAGGAUAACUGGAGCGACGGGGAAGAGGAUGUAACGAAAGUGGGCUAUAUCGGAUUCAAGGGUCAGUUCAUGGCGCUGAAUCGGGAGCCGAUUAGCUUUUUGUACGAAGCUGCUGCCAAUCCGCAAGAUCACGUCGCUAUCCCUGGUGUCAGUGGCGUUGGAAGCCGCACCACAUCGGGCCAAUGA